AUGCCCGAUUCGCCCAUCCACAGUGCUCCGUUCGAUGACCAUCGCUCAUUCAGUUCGAACGAGUUCCCGUUUUUUGGACGUCCGUCUAUGGAUGAUAUACCGUCUUUUGACUCCUUUUUCGGUUUUCCAAGUCGUCAUUUUCCAGCACUUAAACGACCCAUUCCACCUCCAACUGCCUUCACGCGUCCGAGAUCGUCUUUAGCAACCAAACAGUGCGAUGUGUGUCCUACAUGUCGAAACAUUGUUUAUCCCACACCGCGCAAAUUUUGUCGCUCUCCUUUUGGUGCAAAACGUAUGCGAACUUCCAUGAUGUUUGCUUCCCCGACCAAUUUCGAUCCUUUUACGCCUAACUCACGACAAGAGGAUCAAAUUUCUACCGGACACUUUAAUCCAACCUAUACUUCAGGUCAUUCCGGAGACAGCGAUUCCAUCUACUCCGACAUCGCCGAAAGUGAUAACACCGAAGAACAACGCCAGGUGUAUCGUCCGAGACUCAUUGGAGCACGCCGUCUCGACACCUUCCGAGGAGUCGAUAUGACGUUAGACAAUUGGCUUAUGAAGGACAGCGCCGAGACUCACAUUCCAGUUGAUCCCACAUAUAGCACUGUUCUCCCAAGUGAAUAUGAAGUGCCGAUUUCAACUUCCGAGUCGGAGGAUGCCCCUGGCAAUCCUUGCUUGUCUAGCACGUUGAAACGCGGUGUUCGCUCAACAGACGACGGCACUAUAUAUGACGAUGUCGCUUCUGAUUUGGAAGACGGAAUCACUCUCUUCAAACCGGUUAAAACGAAGCGCGGCACUUAUCUCCAUUGCGCUGAUCUCGCAUCUUACUUCAACGAUCAGGUGAAGCGUGCCCGCCGUGAAUAUUUCGUUUGCGAAGAAUGA
Molecule: messenger RNA, 882 nt
Organism: Dicrocoelium dendriticum
Lineage: Eukaryota; Metazoa; Platyhelminthes; Trematoda; Plagiorchiida; Dicrocoeliidae
Source: the annotation of a GenBank genome assembly